GUCCCUCUCCAUCUCCUUCAUCGAUUUCCCACUGCACUGACGAAGUAGAUAAACUUUCAAAAUAAAAAUAAAAUGGAAUUAGAACUAUCACGAGUGGAUUAUACCAUUGUGGGCAUUACGUCUCAAAAUUGCCUCAAACUUCUACCACCGAGCGUUUCAAAAGAACCCCAAAAGGUUGCAGUAGCUGACAGUGAUGGAAUAUUACAAAUCUUCUCAGUUAAGAAAGAGGACAUCCAGUUACAUUUUAAAACAUUGCCAGGACCUAAAAUUUCGUCUUUGCAACUAGGCGGUGCUCAUGGGAGUUCAAGCGAUAAAAUAUUUAUUGCUGCAGAAAAUGAAGUAAGAGGGUACACAAAAAAAGGAAAAUUGUUUUUAACUUUCGACUCUGGAAUGACUGAAACUGUCUUGUCAAUGUUUGUUUUGGGCAACGAUUUAUUUUUAUGUGGCAGACAUAUUUACAACCAUUACAGGGACUGUAAAGAUGUGGGUUCUUACUUAUGUGGUGAUCAAAUAGUCGACGUAAUCGCGUUUUAUGCUGACAGGACUCGUAGACUUAUGUCCUUGAUAGCGUGUGAAGGACGAAUGAUACGAGCCUUGGAACAUGCAAGGGUCACUCUAAGUAUGGAAGUGGAGAGUGCACCAACUCUUCUUCAUGUCCUUGAACAGGAAGGUACCAAAACAGUGUUGUUUGGUACCGUCGAUGGCCGAAUUGGGAUACUAGACGUUGAAAAGUUGCACGGUUUUGACCGUUGGCUUAUUGACAACUCCUCAAACUCAAGUACCAUUUCUUGUGUAGAUACUUACGACAUGACUAGCGGUGGUACCAAAAACCUGAUUUUGGGACGCCAAGACGGUACCAUUGAAGUAUACGUAAUCAAUGUAAAUGAUAAAUUAGACUCCUCAGUGCUUAUUUAUUCACAUGUGAGUACAACCGGCCUUGAUCGUUUCAUCGACCCAUUCUCACGCAGACAAAAACCAAUUAACAAGACUUUCAAACCGGUUUUGCAUGAUCAAGAUCAAUGUCACUAUCACUUUUUUCCUACAGAAUUGCAACGAAAGUAUUUCAUCACUGCAGUGUGGGGUCAUCGGAACCCAAGGUUUCGACGAGAUCUUGGUGGUAACCUACACCGGACGCAUUUUUGGCCUCACUACUGAGGCAGUUGAUAAAAGUGUGGCUGAUAGCAGCAUGGGGAACUAUAUUUAUUCACAAGAUACGGGCAACAAAAUUAAUAAAUUGAAAAGCGAAAUUGAGGACCUGCAAGUUAAAGUUUCCAAAGAACGGGAAAAAUAUCAAAACUCAACUCAGUCUUUUUUUGAGGAGUUAUCAGCAAUCCCCUUGCUUUCAGUCAAAGAUUCA
Messenger RNA from Tribolium madens (black flour beetle), 1357 nucleotides. Its product is annotated as Bardet-Biedl syndrome 7 protein homolog. Gene Ontology annotation, molecular function: protein binding. The transcript is spliced from 7 exons. Gene Ontology annotation, biological process: intracellular protein localization; cilium assembly; intracellular transport. Bases 73 to 1155 code for a protein of 360 amino acids. Gene Ontology annotation, cellular component: neuron projection; BBSome; ciliary basal body. The record is from RefSeq and is a predicted model, not a curated record. NCBI's taxonomy places the organism in Eukaryota, Metazoa, Arthropoda, Insecta, Coleoptera, Tenebrionidae.